Messenger RNA from Effrenium voratum, 548 nucleotides. The record is from the annotation of a GenBank genome assembly. NCBI's taxonomy places the organism in Eukaryota, Dinophyceae, Suessiales, Symbiodiniaceae.
AGCCUCGGCUCAAGCUCUGCAUCAUUGGAUGCUCGCGGAGGGACAGGAGGCCUCAUGGGGCAGGGCCUUUGCAAAUGCGACCAACAUGAAGCCACAAGCGCCAACAUCGAUGUUUCCUCAGUCCCAGUCCUGACGGACCAGGUGAAGCUUGCCAAGGCAAGCUUCAUGGGUGGAAUCCUGAAUGGCUCGUGGUUCCGGAGAGGCGAUAAUGUGUUCCUGGGAAACAUCAAGGACGACACGAUCUCAUGGGUGCCUGGGUUUAAUCACCCGCCCUGCAACUUGACAGAGGUGGAUUCACUUCGAAUCAGCAUCUUGUUGGAGGGGAAAACGCACAACGGAGCUGUCUCGAAGAAGGGAACAGAGACCACGAUAGUCUGGAGCGAUGGAGAAGUUUGGUUCAAGAAGUGAGACUGGGGCUCCGAGCUUGCGCUCAACCUUUUUCAGGCCCAUAAUCUCAGAGCAGAUACUUGCUAUUGGGCAGAGACGUUUCACGGCCUAAUAUAGCGAAUGGCAAAUGCCAACCGCAUAAAUAGAUACAAGCAAAAUUG